Messenger RNA from Pestalotiopsis fici W106-1, 2352 nucleotides. RefSeq lists its product as uncharacterized. The transcript has a single exon. NCBI's taxonomy places the organism in Eukaryota, Fungi, Ascomycota, Sordariomycetes, Amphisphaeriales, Sporocadaceae. Bases 1 to 2352 code for a protein of 783 amino acids. Gene Ontology annotation, biological process: DNA replication, removal of RNA primer. The record is from RefSeq and is a predicted model, not a curated record. Gene Ontology annotation, molecular function: nucleic acid binding; RNA-DNA hybrid ribonuclease activity.
AUGGAAGACGAAUACAUCCCCUCAGAUGCCCUUGGACCUCAGAGGUGCAAUGUUUGCGACAAGAUGACUGGCUUGAAACUAUGCAGUGCCUGCAAAGUCGUCAGCUAUUGCGGUGCUGCCGAUCAGGCCACCGAUCGACCACACCACAAGAAAGCGUGCAAGGCAAUCAAGAAGGCCCGAGAACACCUCGAGGCCGAGGAAGCAAGGCUCCGAGCGCUGCCCGCCGACAUGUUCCGACCGGCAGAUGUCUUCAACACCUGUGUUGGGAGAUUCUGGGGCAUCUUGGACACGCGUGACUACAUGCGAGCAAGAUAUGCAGCUGCCGAUGCAUUGCUCAAAGUCAAUACUCGCGUCGCUGUUGAAAAGGCACUCGAUCACUUGACUGAUAUGCUUCGCCUCAAUCGGAGCGACAACAUGGGUUUGAGAAGCAUUGUUCCCGCACUUCAAUUACGACUCGGUCGCGAGCAAGAGUGCUACGAUUUCCUCAAGUGGUGGGCAACCACUGGCAGUCAGGGCGAUUACGAUUGGGGUGAUACCUCGCUACCCCAUCUAGAUAUUCGUGGAGCCGAUGUACUCGAAGGCAUCGGAAUGUUCUCCAGAAACUCAGAAGUCGCUCAUCUUGUGGCUCUGACGCUUCUCAAGUUGCGCCUUUUCCUCGACCUUUCCCGUUUCGAGGAUCCGGAUUACAUGGACGACAUCGACGAUCCUGAUCACAAAUUCGAUCCAUAUGAGCGGUCUCCAGGAUCUCUUUCAAGAGACCUGAUGCGCCGUGACAAUGUUGAUCUGCGCAGCAUGACCGAAAAACUGCAGAAACAGUAUCACAUGCUCCUGAGCCGCGUCCAAGAGGAGAACCCGCACUUUUGGUCAUUGCUGGUGGACGACGCGAUUGAUCCAGUCGUACCACCCAUGUAUAGUCCCGGCACGAAAGAAGAGGCUAUGCUUGUUCUCUAUUACUGCAAGCAGGCCUGGGAAGAAAGUGAAGAUGCCAUACUUAUGGUUGAUGCGGACACAGCAAAGCUGACUCCCGUAUACAAGGGCCCAAAUGUCGCCGCUAAUGCGGGCACUGCUCAACCAUCAGUUGGGAAUCUGGAAAAGCGUCGAGGCACGGGAAAGGUGUUUCCGUCGAUAUUCACACCUCCGUCGCCUACUUCCGAGCCAGAAGAUCAUUUCCCUCUCUCCCUUCUGCCUCCCAAGCAUGUUUCUCGCUUUGUCCACCUGCACGAUCGCAAAAAAGGCCUUGUGUAUGUUGAUGGCGCAUGUUCGAACAACGGGAAGUUGAGCCCGCGGGCUGGCUGGGCCGUCGUAUAUGAUGACCGCUAUGGAUUAACAGACUUGAAGGGGCGGCUAGAAUCCAGAGGUCCAUUUGGAGAGGAAUACGAGGCCACUAGCAACCGCGCCGAGCUGCGGGCAGCCAUCGCAGCCUUACGUCGUAAGGAUUGGCGGGACGAGGGCUUCGAAUGCCUUGUCGUUGCGACAGAUUCUUCAUACGUUGUGAACGGUGCAACAGCAUGGGCAAGGAGCUGGCUUCGUAACGGAUGGACCACGAGUGAGGGCCACGCAGUGAAGAACAAAGACCUGUGGGAAUUGUUGCUGGGCGAGGUUGAGAGAUGGGACGAACAAGGCCUGAAGAUUGAGCUCUGGAGAAUUCCAAGAGAGGCCAACACCGAGGCCGACGCAGCCGCAAAGAAGGCUGCUGGAGAGAUGAUGGAGUACGAAUUCACGGACGGACCCGCCGUACUUGGAUCCCGCGCCCUGCGCUACAAAGUCAUUGCCGUGGGCCUUGACCACCAAGGUCUCCUUGAAGAGCAAUAUCCAGAUCUCUGUUCAGUUAUCAGGAAUAGGGGCAGUCUUUAUCAAGCAAGUGGAGAAACAAGCGCCCUUCAACUGCUCGGCCUGGAAGUGCCUCCAACUGUCAUUCUCAUCACUGAUGGUGCCGUUGCACGCUUGACAAAGGUUUGGGAGCGCAUCAUCGACCUCCUCCGUGGGGGCGUCACUGUGGUGCUAGCUGGAUUUUUCAGCAGUUCCUUGAAUGAAGGCCAAUUCACCCGCCUCUUCGCAAAGAUUGGUCUACCAUGGGAGCGAGGUUCAUAUCACCGGGCCACGGUCAAGUUGCGCCAUCAGUCCGUCCCGGCUCACCUGCACAACUCACUUCCUGUUGAAGACAGCCAGAAACCGCUAUUCGUGAAAAAUGUCGACAAAUCAGCGAUUUGGUAUGCUGAAUCAAGCAAUCCCAACGAGGGCGCAGUGGUGUUCGCUAGCGUGGGCAACGGGAAGCUGGGAUAUGUUGGAGAUUGCAGUGGUUCUGAGGCCUCAACCGCCAUCAUCAAAGCCAUGUGUGGUCUUUCACCCUAG